AUGGUGCAGUGUGGAGAGCAGAAGCUGCAGGUCAGGGCCCAGUUGGAUUUAUUUGGAACCAGGCACCCAAUUAAUGCUGCUGACCUGACCCUGGGGACAGCAGGCUGUCAGCCAACCAGGGUCUACCCUGAGAACCACACUGUCCUCUUUGACUAUGGCCUGCAUGAGUGUGGUAGCAGAUUGCAGAUGACUGGAGACUUCCUGAUCUACACCACCCACCUGACCCACAUCCCAAACUAUCCUGGGUCUGUCAUUGUGAGAACCAAUGGAGCUGUCAUUCCCAUUGUGUGUCGUUAUUUGAGGACGGGCAAUGUGAGCAGUGACCCCAUCAAGCCCACCUGGAUCCCAUUCAGCUCCACCAGGUCUGGAGAAGGGCAUCUGUCAUUCUCCCUGCGUCUAAUGAAUGGUGACUGGCACACAGAGCGCACUUCCACUGUCUACUCCCUGGGAGACCUCAUUCACAUUGAGGCAUCUGUUUCAAUGGACAACCACUUGCCCCUGAAGCUGUACAUUGACCGCUGUGUAGCUACACUGAGCCCAGACAAGGGCUCCAGCCCCAGAUACAGCAUCAUUGACUACAAUGGUUGCCUCGUAGACAGCAAAGCUGAGGACUCCUUUUCAACCUUUGUGUUGCUGAGAGACCAGCGGGAGCCGGACAAGCUCAGGUUUGACCUGGAUGCCUUCCGCUUCUAUGGAGAUGAACAAUCCUUGAUAUUCAUCACCUGUCACCUGAAAGUUGCUGCAGUAGAUCAGGGAGAUUCCAGGAACAAAGCUUGUACUUUCCAGAAGCUGCACAAGAUCUGGACCCCACUGGAGGAAUCAAGCAGUGACAUUUGUGCCUGUUGCCAUGUGGGGAACUGUGGUAGCACACGGGACAUCAUCCUUCCCUUCAGAGGAAGGAGAGACCUUGGAGCUGAAGCUGGUGUGCAGUCUGAGCUGGUUGUGAUGCUGUCCCUGACAGUGACAGCUGUCUCCCUGAUCUCUGCUUUGUUGAUGGCCUUGUUCCUGUACAGGAAGCACCAGCGAACUCCACUCAGCUAUUGA
This is a messenger RNA of Stegostoma tigrinum, 1044 nucleotides long. RefSeq names its product zona pellucida sperm-binding protein 3-like. The record is from RefSeq and is a predicted model, not a curated record. Gene Ontology annotation, biological process: egg coat formation; binding of sperm to zona pellucida; positive regulation of acrosome reaction. Gene Ontology annotation, cellular component: extracellular matrix. The transcript has 8 exons. NCBI's taxonomy places the organism in Eukaryota, Metazoa, Chordata, Chondrichthyes, Orectolobiformes, Stegostomatidae. Bases 1 to 1044 code for a protein of 347 amino acids. Gene Ontology annotation, molecular function: acrosin binding.